This is a messenger RNA of Aspergillus thermomutatus, 483 nucleotides long. RefSeq lists its product as uncharacterized. The record is from RefSeq and is a predicted model, not a curated record. Bases 1 to 483 code for a protein of 160 amino acids. Lineage: Eukaryota; Fungi; Ascomycota; Eurotiomycetes; Eurotiales; Aspergillaceae. The transcript has a single exon.
AUGCUCAAGAGCUUCAUAUCGGUUGGUCAAUUGGGCCACAAUGCCGCCAGAAUCGCCCGGCGAGUCCGAUUCCAGCCAGCCUUUCAGACACCCGUCACUGCCGUGCGACAGAGGAGAGCUUUUCGCUCGCUCCCAUGCUUGCGGGCAUCCGAAGAACAGCCAAGAAUACAUGACAGAAACGAACUAGAUCCCCAGCGAUCUGAGACCACAAAGACCGGUACCGACAAUGAAGUCGCGAGCCAUCACGCGGCCUACGAUCCAAAUACCACUUCCCCCGAAAGCGAAAUCGAUCAAGCCGAGCAGGAAACCAAUCAGGGAGGCAAAGUCAGCAAUCCCUUGGACGUAAGUCCUGCGAACAAAGAUGUUAGUGGAGCACGCGAUCCGCAAGAAGGAGGCCCGGACCACAACGCGGAGAAGGCGGGACCAAGCAGGAGAGGAUCGCCGAGGAAGGGAAAGGAGGUACACGUGGGAGGUAGAAAAUAA